Lagenorhynchus albirostris (white-beaked dolphin) is the source of this 5316-nucleotide messenger RNA. RefSeq names its product angiomotin (gene AMOT). The record is from RefSeq and is a predicted model, not a curated record. Gene Ontology annotation, cellular component: cytoplasmic vesicle; plasma membrane; lamellipodium. Gene Ontology annotation, molecular function: signaling receptor activity. Gene Ontology annotation, biological process: establishment of cell polarity involved in ameboidal cell migration; hippo signaling; actin cytoskeleton organization. The transcript is spliced from 14 exons. Bases 683 to 3916 code for a protein of 1077 amino acids. NCBI's taxonomy places the organism in Eukaryota, Metazoa, Chordata, Mammalia, Artiodactyla, Delphinidae.
GUUCGUCCCCCUUCCCCUACCUCCAAUCCUUUGCCCAGGAGCUGCCUUCAUCGCAGUCACGCCCCUUCCUUCCGAGGAGCUUUCUGGCUGCCUAAGCUGGUAGACCCCCUGAUUUAUUCCUCCAUCUCCGCUCCCUUUCGCCUCAUCUUCUCUUAGUUCUCACAGCCCCCUCCACCCCCACCUCCAGUCUGUCUCGCCUCGGACCAUCCGCUGCUCCACCCUCCGGCCCGGUAUCCUGCCUGUGCACUGCCACCAAGGAGAGCCCGGACGGAGCAGCGAGGAGGGAAGCAGCCGGGAGUUGGGGCUUCCCUCCUGCCUAUCCCUGGCCUCUGGCCCGGGACCGAAGCCACUUGAGCGAGCAGAGUCGUCACCUUGUCUUCGUUGCCUUCAGGGAGCUGCAGAGAAGGACAAAUAAGAUAACAGAAGUGAAAGAGCUCUUGUCUCCUUAGAAGAAAGGCUGAGAAACUUAAGAGUGACCAGUGGUUGGACUCUUGGCGGCGCUUACCCUGAACCUGAGUGUUAGGGGAGAGGGAAUCUGCCGUUGCGGUUUCUGGAGCUGCUCAUAAGCAAGAAUUCCCUAUCCUGAGCAAGGCUUUAAGCCUAAAAGAAAGCAGAAAUAGGUCAAGGGCAGCCCAGGUGCCCAAUUUCUCUCUCUCUUCACAAGGCACCACCAGCAAUAGAGAUGAGAAAUUCUGAAGAACAGCCAAGUGGAGGAACCACAGUAUUGCAGCGUCUGCUACAAGAGCAGCUCCGCUAUGGCAAUCCUAAUGAGAAUCGCAACCUGCUUGCCAUACACCAGCAAGCCACAGGGAACGGCCCUCCUUUCCCCAGUGGCAGUGGGAACCCAGGCCCUCAGAAUGAUGUGUUGAGUCCCCAAGACCACCACCAACAGCUUGUGGCUCAUGCUGCUCGACAAGAACCCCAGGGGCAGGAAAUCCAGUCAGAAAACAUCAUCAUGGAGAAGCAGCUUUCCCCUCGAAUGCAGAAUAAUGAAGAACUCCCGACCUAUGAGGAAGCCAAGGUCCAGUCCCAGUACUUUCGGGGCCAACAGCAUGCCAGUGUCGGAGCUGCCUUCUAUGUCACUGGAGUGACCAACCAGAAGAUGAGGACUGAGGGACGCCCAUCAGUUCAGCGGCUCAAUCCUGGAAAGAUGCAUCAGGAUGAAGGACUCAGAGACCUUAAGCAAGGACAUGUUCGCUCCUUGAGUGAACGACUAAUGCAGAUGUCACUGGCCACCAGUGGAGUUAAGGCUCAUCCGCCUGUUACCAGCGCUCCCCUCUCCCCACCACAACCCAAUGACCUCUACAAGAAUCCCACAAGUUCCAGUGAAUUCUACAAGGCCCAAGGGCCACCUCCCAGCCAGCAUAGCCUGAAGGGCAUGGAACACCGAGGCCCCCCACCAGAGUAUCCCUUCAAGGGCAUGCCACCCCAAUCUGUAGUGUGCAAGCCCCAAGAGCCAGGGCACUUCUAUAGUGAGCAUCGUCUGAACCAGCCAGGGAGAACAGAGGGGCAACUGAUGAGGUAUCAGCAUCCCCCUGAGUAUGGAGCAGCCAGGCCAGCGCAGGACAUCUCAUUGCCGUUGUCAGCCCGGAACUCUCAGCCUCACAGCCCGACUUCUUCCCUCACGUCUGGGGGUUCCUUACCCUUGCUGCAGUCUCCACCGUCCACUAGAUUAUCUCCUGCCCAACACCCCUUGGUCCCAAACCAAGGAGACCACUCAGCUCACCUGCCUAGGCCGCAGCAGCAUUUCCUCGCUAACCAGGCUCACCAGGGGGAUCAUUACCGUCUCCCCCAGCCCGGCCUGAGUCAGCAGCAGCCGCAGCCACCGCCGCCGCCACACCAUCACCACCAUCACCAGCAGCAGCAGCAGCAGCAGCCAGGAGAAGCCUAUUCAGCUAUGCCUCGGGCUCAGCAGUCGUCUGCUUCGUAUCAGCCAAUGCCAGCCGACCCUUUUGCCAUUGUUUCCAGAGCCCAGCAGAUGGUUGAGAUUCUCUCAGAUGAGAACCGGAACUUGCGGCAGGAGUUGGAAGGAUGCUAUGAGAAGGUGGCGAGACUGCAGAAGGUGGAGACAGAAAUCCAGCGUGUCUCAGAGGCAUAUGAGAACCUUGUGAAGUCAUCCUCCAAAAGAGAGGCCCUGGAGAAAGCCAUGAGAAACAAGCUUGAGGGCGAGAUUCGAAGGAUGCAUGACUUCAACAGGGAUCUGAGAGAGCGUCUAGAGACGGCCAACAAGCAGCUUGCAGAGAAGGAAUAUGAGGGGUCAGAAGAUACCAGAAAAACCAUCUCUCAGCUCUUUGCAAAAAAUAAGGAGAGCCAACGGGAGAAGGAGAAACUGGAAGCGGAGCUGGCCACUGCCCGUUCUACCAACGAGGACCAAAGGCGACACAUUGAAAUCCGAGACCAGGCCCUGAGCAAUGCCCAGGCCAAGGUGGUAAAGCUGGAGGAAGAGCUGAAAAAGAAGCAAGUGUACGUAGAUAAGGUGGAAAAGAUGCAGCAAGCUCUCGUACAGCUCCAGGCAGCGUGUGAAAAACGAGAGCAGCUGGAGCACCGUCUCCGGACACGACUGGAGAGAGAACUGGAAUCCCUCCGAAUCCAGCAGCGCCAGGGCAACUCUCAGCCCACCAAUGUUUCAGAAUACAAUGCCGCUGCACUGAUGGAGCUCCUUCGUGAGAAGGAGGAGAGGAUCCUGGCCCUGGAAGCUGACAUGACUAAGUGGGAGCAGAAGUAUUUAGAGGAGAAUGUGAUGAGACAUUUUGCUCUGGACGCUGCGGCCACCGUAGCUGCUCAGAGGGACACAACAGUCAUCAGCCACUCUCCUAACACCAGCUAUGACACAGCUCUAGAAGCUCGCAUCCAGAAGGAGGAAGAAGAAAUCUUGAUGGCCAACAAGCGUUGCCUUGACAUGGAGGGCAGGAUUAAGACCCUCCAUGCCCAGAUUAUUGAGAAGGAUGCCAUGAUCAAGGUACUCCAGCAGCGUUCCCGGAAGGAGCCAAGUAAGACAGAGCAGCUGUCAUCCAUGCGGCCAGCAAAGUCUCUGAUGUCCAUUUCCAAUGCUGGAUCAGGCUUGCUCUCCCAUUCUUCCACCCUGACUGGCACCCCCAUCAUGGAAGAGAAGCGGGAUGACAAGAGCUGGAAGGGGAGCCUAGGUAUCCUCCUGGGUGGAGACUACCGUGCCGAGUCUGUCCCUUCCACCCCCUCGCCUGUGCCGCCCUCGACUCCCCUACUGUCAGCUCACUCCAAGACAGGCAGCCGGGACUGCAGCACGCAAACAGAACGGGGAACGGAACCCAACAAAACCGCAGCUGUCGCUCCCAUCUCUGUUCCUGCUCCAGUUGCUGCUGCCGCCACUGCUGCCGCCAUCACUGCCACCGCUGCCACCAACACCACCACCAUGGUAGCUGCUGCUCCAGUGGCUGUCGCUGCUGCCGCUCCAGCCGCCGCCACCGCCGCCGCCCCGUCUCCAGCAACUGCUGCUGCUGCUCUCGCUGCUGCUGUUUCUCCAGCUGCUGCUGCUGCUCAGAUUCCAGCUGCUGCCUCUGCUGUUGCUGCUCCUGCUGCUGCUGCUGCUGUUCAGCUUGCUCCAGCUGCUCCGGCUCCGGUUCCAGCUCCGGCUCCAACUCCAGUUCCGGCUUCAGCAGCGGCUCAGGCUUCUGCUCCAGCUCAGACUCAGGCACCAACUCCAGCUCCGGCUGCAGCUGCUCCUCCAGCUCCAGCUCCAGCUCCAGCUUUGGCUCAGGCUGAGGCUCCUGCAAGUCCAGCUGCCGGUUCUGGACCACGUCGUUUGUCUAUACCAAGUUUGAGCUGCAAUCCAGAUAAGACAGAUGGCCCUGUUUUCCACUCCAAUACUCUGGAAAGAAAAGCUCCCAUUCAGAUCCUGGGACAAGAGCCUGAUGCAGAGAUGGUGGAAUAUCUCAUCUAAAUGGCCUAAUCAAGAGCUGCAGUUUAUCAGCAAGAAUGCUUUUAAUCAUUUUUCCCUUUUGUUUGUUCUUAUUUUGAGGGUGAGGACAAGGGUUGGGUGGGGGGAUGUUUUUUAAAGGGACUUUUUAUUGAAACAACAUAGUACUUAGGUAAUACCAUAUGAACUCCAGUCUGUUCUGGUACACUUAGAGAGUACCUCUAAAGACAGAUCAAUGAGAAUGUGCUCUAAAGUUUAUUGUUGGGAUUUAUACAAAUUCUGGGACUGUUAAUAGCUGGAUAUACAUCAGUGUUUUCAAUGUGCUGAAAUUUGUUUAGCAUUUCCAUAUUCUGGAUCAUUCUUUAAUCGAAGAGCACAGUAUGUUUGGAAGACAGUGUGUAACAUGUAGUUCAGAAGUCGAAGCCAGAGAGGAUUUGGGUGUGUGCUGUUUUGUAUAGUUUCCAUCUAGGCAGCAUCCAGAAAGAGCUCUCGCCUCGGGCACAUGAAAGGGAAUAGUUUUAAGAGCUAUGUAAACUGGAGAAAAGGUAGGGAGUAUUGGGGUGUGGAAGGGUGCUGGAGCUAAUUUUCCCUCCCAAUUUCCCAGCUACCCUGGGCCAGGAGAUUGUGUUUAUCUUUAUUUCAGUGGUGCUUUGGAAGUGGAUUCUUUUGGUUCCCUCGUGGAGGUUCAUACAUUCAUAUAUAUACUGUGGAGUAAUUUAUGCAUUUGGAUAAUUAAUAUAUUGCUUUCAGAUGCUAGGAGAGUAAAUUAGCUGAGUGAUGUACAACUUCUUCUCUCUUAGGGAGUUAGACCAUCCGAGGCCUUGAUGGAGAGUUGCAUGAGGCGCUGUAUGCAGACUUGUGUGGUCUGUGUGUAGCCAGGAACAUAGCUCGCUUGCCUUUCCCGAGACCAACCUGCUUAGUGUUUAUUUCUUCUCCAGCACAAAUUCACUGGCUGUGUCACCAGUCUCAAAUUGCCAAUCAUUUGCAAAAUGAGGAAGCGUUUUCGUUGACAGGUUGAAUGCUUUGAAUUUCUGGUGACUACUUUGAAAUAACUCGUGUUGUUUUCCCAAAUUCUUAGCAUACGUCUUAAAAGGCAUAUAUGACUAUCACCUCCAAGGGAAUAGCAUCAGAAGCCCAAAGUACUAUGCUGCAGUCAGGGGAGAGGGAGGCUGCAGCAGUAUCCUCAGCUACCUCUUCUCACUGCCAGUGACUCCAUCUUGGAAUACCUUUGGAGAGCAGCAGGAAACGCACAUGUGGGCAGGGACCAAAGAGGCCGUGGCUCCAAGCUUUGCCUUAGGUCUGCCUCCAGGGACACAGAAGGGCUGCCUGUUGCCACAGGUCUCUGCCCUGUGUCGCCUCUCUGCCCUUCAUUAAGGUGAUAAAUCCAUAGACAAUGUCAUUAAGAUCAGUUUUCAGGGGUAUGG